CGUCUUCCUGCAACAUGGACAUGCCUGACCCUGUGAGGUAAAAACUUCAAUGGGAGCCUCCCUUCCUUAAUAAAGUGGCGUGGAGGAACAGCUUUGAAACUCUUUUGAAUGGAAGGAUGAAAGCUAUGUAGGAACCCAAUGUGAAUGGAAGAAAUCCGUCAUCAUGCAAAUGAUACAACACUCUGAACAGACUCUAAAAACAGCUCUCAUCUCAAAGAACCCAGUGCUUGUGUCACAGUAUGAAAAAUUAGAUGCUGGGGAACAGGGUUUAAUGAAUGAAGCCUUCCGGCCAACCAGUGAUCUCUUUGGACCCAUUACCUUGCAUUCCAGAUCAGAUUGGAUCACUUCUCAUCCUGAGGAUCCCUAAGACUUUGAACAGUUUUUCAGUGAUCCUCCCAGAAAGACACCCUCUCCUGGGAAGCACAGCAUUUAUAUACAGUCCAUGGGAUCUUUAGGCAACACCAGAAUUAUCUGUGAAGAAUAUAUUAAAUGGCUCAAGGGCUACUGUGAAGCUUUUUUCUAUGGCUUGACGGUAAAACUCCUAGAACGAGUUCCUGUUUCUGUGACAAGGUGUUCCUUUAGAGUCAAUGAUAAAACACACAACCUACAGAUUCAUGCCGAGCUCAUUCUGAAGUUCUUGAAGAAGAAGAAACCUGAGGAUGCCUUCUGUGUUGUGGGGAUAACAGUGAUGGAUCUUUACCCAAGAGAGUCUCAGAAUUUUGUCUUUGGACAGGCCUCUUUGACAGAUGGUGUGGGGAUAUUCAGCUUUGCCAGGAAGGGCAGUGAUUUUUACAGUUUUUGCCACGAAGGCAAAGUAAAGAUCCUCUAGAAAACAUCUUUGAGCAACUCUUCCGUUUUUGAUAACUAUUAUAUUCCAGAAAUAACUAGUGUUUUGCAGCUUUGAUCUUGUAAGACUUUAACCCACCAGACUGGACACAUAUUUGGACAGCGACACUGCCAGUGGCUCACCUGCCUAAUGCAAGGUUCCAAGCACUUGAAAGAAGCUGACCGGCGCCCUCUAAACCUUUGCCCUGUCUGCUUACGCAAGUUGCAGUGCGCUAGUGGCUUCAGCAUUGAGGAAAGAUACAAGCCGGUGAGAUGGAUCGAUGAUGAAUCUGCUGACACCCCUGGAGUAACUCUGAAACACAGUUGGGAGGAUAGUGGGAAUUUACCAAAACCCAUUGAAGCCUUCAAGGAAUGGAAAGAGUGGAUAAUGAAAUGCCGUGCUGUUCUCCAAAAAUAAGGACCUUCAAUUAGGAGUAAU
Molecule: messenger RNA, 1264 nt
Organism: Otolemur garnettii (small-eared galago)
Lineage: Eukaryota; Metazoa; Chordata; Mammalia; Primates; Galagidae
Product: archaemetzincin-2
Biological process (GO): proteolysis
Molecular function (GO): metallopeptidase activity
Source: RefSeq, a predicted model, not a curated record